CGCUAUGGGCUCGAAAGGAGAUUCUCUGAUCUCGUGUUUGUCAGUGAUUUUUUCCUAGAUGGUUGCUUCUUUAAAUGGUUUGUGCAAGAACCGGAAGUCUGGUGAGGGGGAACCUGGCCGCCAAGUCUGGUCAUUCCUCUUCAAUCCACUUCGUUCGCGUAUCUCUGCUGCAUGGUGAACCGACUCCGGCUAGCAACUCUCUGCAGAUGGCUCUCCAGAAGUCAACUCUAUGCUACAACCACUGCGGACGGCUCUGCUCUCUCGUAUGGUGGCUCAUCGUUUCCGUACAGAUGACUUCGCGAUUCCUGCUAGUGCCCGAAAUGCGUGCAGCCCUCAACCCGGCAAAAGCUGAACCGUUACGGCCUUCUUUUUACCACCGGCGUACCCAACCAAAGACGUACCACGAGGAGUGCGAACUCACGACACUCGCGAACAAGUUUGGCGAGAUCCGCGGGAUGUUUUACGGAAAGGUGUGGGACGAAGAAUAUCCGGAACAGCCGCAACACCGCGUACACGAACUGUUGAAAGAGUAUGCAGGUGUAAUCUCCGAUAUGCAGGUGUGGUCGGCUAUGUCUCAUAUCCAUAUACUAGUGCGCUCGACAAGGCGCUUGAUGUGGCUAGGGAGAUCGCCCAAAAUGCACCGCUAGCAGCAACGCAAGCCAUCUCCCGUGCCCUCGAGAUCAGUCUAGAGACAGAUAUAGACUUCAAGUGUGCAUCAUACGAGUCUCCACUGAAGAUGAAUGACCACAUGGAAGCGCUGGGUGUCUUUAUGGCGAAGCGACCAUCUAUAUCCGAGGAGGGGAGGAAUGCCUCGUGGAUUGUGGGCUGUGAAUUAUAUUAGGGUUCCGACUAAGGAUUGUUCAUUGAUGAAACCACAUUUAACUUCUAUCUGCCUCGUUUCAAGGACUGAUGGACCAUUGUAGCGCGCAAGGAAUUCUAGCCCUGUCAUGUGUAGCGCGUUACAUGGGUAUUCGUUGACCA
Messenger RNA from Laetiporus sulphureus 93-53, 981 nucleotides. RefSeq lists its product as uncharacterized. The coding region runs from base 75 to 647 and encodes 190 amino acids. The record is from RefSeq and is a predicted model, not a curated record. NCBI's taxonomy places the organism in Eukaryota, Fungi, Basidiomycota, Agaricomycetes, Polyporales, Laetiporaceae. The transcript has 5 exons.